Microcebus murinus (gray mouse lemur) is the source of this 645-nucleotide messenger RNA. RefSeq names its product RNA polymerase II subunit J (gene POLR2J). The record is from RefSeq and is a predicted model, not a curated record. Gene Ontology annotation, biological process: transcription by RNA polymerase II. Gene Ontology annotation, molecular function: protein dimerization activity; DNA binding. NCBI's taxonomy places the organism in Eukaryota, Metazoa, Chordata, Mammalia, Primates, Cheirogaleidae. Gene Ontology annotation, cellular component: RNA polymerase II, core complex.
ACCGCCGACGUAACCCGGAAGAGAUCGCUUAAUAGGAUUCUGGAGGCCGUGGAAGCGGCCGCUUGGAGUCUGGACCCUGCUGCAGCGCUAGCAUGAACGCCCCUCCAGCUUUCGAGUCCUUCCUGCUCUUCGAGGGCGAGAAGAAGAUCACCAUUAACAAGGACACCAAGGUACCCAAUGCCUGUUUGUUCACCAUCAACAAAGAAGACCACACACUAGGAAACAUCAUUAAAUCACAGCUGCUGAAGGACCCACAGGUGCUCUUUGCUGGCUACAAAGUCCCCCACCCCUUGGAGCACAAGAUCAUCAUCCGCGUGCAGACCACACCGGACUACAGCCCCCAGGAGGCCUUCACCAAUGCCAUCACCGACCUCAUCAGCGAGCUGUCUCUGCUGGAAGAGCGGUUCCGGGUGGCCAUUAAAGACAAGCAAGAAGGAAUUGAGUAGUGGGCUACAAAGACCUUUGCUUGGCCUGUAAGCCCAGUUCCUACAUGCAUCAAGCCCUUUUCUCCAGGCGCAGAGGAGAGUGGCCAGUCCUGGCUGUGACCCUUGGAGCCAUCCGUGAGCCUCUCACCCUUGAUGUACAUAGAUUCUGUUUUAUCUUUCUAAUAAAGUAUGGCAGGAAAAGACUUGGCCAAGGGCACAA